AUGCCGCCAAAGAAACGUGAUGAUAACUGGAUCGAUGGCUUGCGGGGCGUUGCCUCCUUCACGGUCGUCACGGGCCAUCUCUGCACCGCCUUUGUUCCAUACUUGCACUCGCCGGCAAUCUCGGAAAACGGGCCCAUGAUCCUAUUCCAACUGCCCUUUUUCAGACUAUGUGUCGGCGGCCGAGGAGCCGUCGCGGUUUUCUUCAUCAUCACCGGCUUCGUGAACUCGAUCAACCCCGUCAAGAACGCGAGGAAUAAUAACACGCAGGUUGCCCUGACGAAUCUGGCUCGAAGCGCCUUUACGAGAUCAGGGAGAUUGGUGCUUCCGACGAGCAUUGCCACGAUCAUCGGGUGGUUUUUAUGCCAGAUUGGAGCUUUCAAGCUCGCCAAACGCACGGAUGCUGGCUGGAUCUCUGUCGGCGGGCAUGAUAUCGAUCCGUUUGGAGUGUCGCUGAUGAAACUGUUGAGGUCCCUGACUCUUUUCUGGCAUUCCGGUGGCGGAGAGUAUGAUGGGACGAAUUGGACCCUGGUGUAUUUCUUGCAGGGCUCGUUCCGUGUCUACUUGGCGCUGCUGGCGAUGACUUUGCUGACACCGCGAUUUUGGAGGAUUAUCACUGCCUUCUUAUACGCUUAUGCUUGGGUUACGGGUGAUUACCUCGUUGGCAUCAACCUCUACGCCGGCAUCAUGCUUGCCCAACUGCAAGUCGAUUACGGCGCCCGUGCCACCUCUCUCGUUCCCAAGUUCGUUCCCAGCAUGCUCAUCAUUCUCGGGCUGUUCCUCUGGGGCUAUCCGCAAGACAAUCCCCAUUGGGCGCCCUGGUCAAAGAUUCUGCGAGACUCCUUUGUCGCCGUCACCCCAGCCUACACCGACACCAGCCGAUAUUGCGUUUCCAUCGGCAUAACGGUUCUGAUGCUGGGCAUAUUCUUCUCGAAAAACGCUCGCAAAUUCUUCACCUCACCACUUCUGAACUUCUUGGGUCGAGUGUCCUUCCCCGUCUACCUGCUACACAACACGGUCAUCCGCACCAUCUUAGUCCUCAUGGUCUAUGGUCCUAGUGCGUCCAAAACUCCGGAAAAAGAUGAGCAAGGCAAACCCAUCACUCUCAAACGAAUUAGCCCAAUGGGAUUUCUUUUUGUCAUCCCGGCGUUUUACGCCAUUCUGUACCUUAUCGCGUACCUAUGGACCAUAUAUGUUGACCCGUUGUGCGCUCGGAUAGUGGACGGGAUGAAGGACAGGAUGUUCGUGGAGGAGCUUAAGCCGCAGGAAAAAUCGGUCUCGGUGACUCCCCUAGCUCCAUUGACGCACGUAACAUGA
Molecule: messenger RNA, 1314 nt
Organism: Uncinocarpus reesii 1704
Lineage: Eukaryota; Fungi; Ascomycota; Eurotiomycetes; Onygenales; Onygenaceae
Exons: 3
Coding region: 1-1314 (437 amino acids)
Biological process (GO): polysaccharide biosynthetic process
Cellular component (GO): membrane
Molecular function (GO): acyltransferase activity, transferring groups other than amino-acyl groups
Source: RefSeq, a predicted model, not a curated record